Messenger RNA from Harpegnathos saltator (Jerdon's jumping ant), 1098 nucleotides. RefSeq lists its product as uncharacterized. The coding region runs from base 1 to 1098 and encodes 365 amino acids. The record is from RefSeq and is a predicted model, not a curated record. Lineage: Eukaryota; Metazoa; Arthropoda; Insecta; Hymenoptera; Formicidae. The transcript has a single exon.
AUGGUAGUAUUAGCGAAGAUACUCCUUCAGGACUUAUGGUUGGCCGGGCUCGGUUGGAACGAGGCUCUCCCUCCUGCGCUCUCGCGACGGUGGGACGCCUUUAGCACCGGGCUCGCGGAGAUUUCCGCAAUCCGAGUUCCUCGUUGGACCGGAUGGUCGCCUACUGAAGUGGAGACUCAGCUUCAUGGCUUCUCGGACGCCUCGGAACGGGCGUACACCGCCGUCAUCUACUUACGGGCUCGACGGUCCGAUGGGACCACCCGCGUCGUUCUAUUGGCGUCCAAGACUAGAGUCGCCCCACUGAGGCGGGUAUCGUUGCCCCGCCUGGAGCUGUGCGGUGCGCAGCUGCUCUCGCGGCUCAUGAAGGCUACUGUGGAGGCGCUCGGUUGUGGUGAGGCCCCCUCGGUUUGUUGGACCGACUCCUCUGUCACGCUCCAUUGGAUUACAGGGCAUCCAUCUCGAUGGACAACCUUUGUCGCCAAUCACGUCUCGUACAUUCACGAGAGCCUCCCGCAGGCCUCGUGGCGGCAUGUCCCGUCCGGCGACAAUCCUGCGGAUUGCGCCUCUCAGGGUUUGUUGGCCGGCGGGCUACGAGAACAUGCCCUUUGGUGGCGUAGCCUCUCCUGGCUUGUCGGGGACCCGGCGGGCUGGCCGGGUCUGCUUCGUGUCGCGAGCGACCAAAGUAUUUACGAGGAGAGGCGCAUGGUUCACGUGGUGGCCGUGAACCCGGAGGACUGGUCCGGUGUCCUCCGAUCAUGCUCCUUCCGCAAGGCCAUCCGCGUGAUGGCCUAUGUGCAACGAUUUCUGCGAAUCCCGCGGGUCGGUGGACCCGUAACGGCGGACGAGCUGCGUGAGAUUCGGCUGCGCCUGCUGCGGAUUACGCAGCACCGCUUCUUCGCGGAGGAUUUGGGCCGUCUGAAGCGGGGGGGAGCGUUGAUGGUGGGAUCGGCGUUGCGGCCACUCAACCCCACGAUAGACGAGCCUCUUGCGGGUGGGGGGCCGCCUGCAAUUCUCAGCGUUACCGAUCAAUACGCGGCAGCCGGUCCUGCUGCCUCGACGCUCUCGACUCACGACUCCCAUUGUCCGAGAUGCACAUGA